AUCACAUUCUGAAUAAUGGGUAGAGUGAGCUCGAGUAAUAGUCUGGUAAGCAUGACGGCCACUUCAAAGAUCGCGACACGGAAGAACGGCUGUAGGAUGUCAAAGGCAGAACUUCGCCACGGUCCAGUGUAUAUCAAUAUUUGAGGCUAUUUGGUUGCGUAGCACGUGUCGAGCAAAAGUUGACUUUCCGGGAAGUAUCGCGGCAGCCACAUACGCCUGCAUCAGUUCCAGGCUCGUCUGGGCACGUCCAACCCGUGUACCUUCCCCAAACGCCCCCUCUUCGCACCUUGUCCUAUCUGGAGCUACGCAGGCAGACGCGAGCACGCGUAAGGACGUUGCCCGGACUAAAUUUGCCGCCCCGACCUAUGUUUGCGCGCGCAUUCUAUGUUUGCCUCGGCCUCGCGUCGGCAGCGGCUCAUUGGAAAGGCAGUGCAACCGCCGACAAGCGCCGGAAGUUGGCGGGAAUUCUGAUGUUCAGCGGAGGCUUCGGAAUCCCUGCGCGAAUCAUUCGUCUCGCAUGACCAGCUCCAGCUAUUCCCAGCACCUGCAAGCUACCCUUUAGCGC
This is a messenger RNA of Schizophyllum commune H4-8, 565 nucleotides long. RefSeq lists its product as uncharacterized. Bases 366 to 521 code for a protein of 51 amino acids. The record is from RefSeq and is a predicted model, not a curated record. Lineage: Eukaryota; Fungi; Basidiomycota; Agaricomycetes; Agaricales; Schizophyllaceae. The transcript has a single exon.